AUGUCUGCUGGAGCCGACGGGCAAAUCAUGCCCACAGUACCAGUCCACGCUGCCAGUCCCCUUCAUUCUUCCGUCCACGUACUCGACCGCGAUCCGAUACAUAGGCCGCCUUCCACAGAACUCCCCCGCUCUGCAAGCUACACUUAUCUUUCCACCCUUGAGACAGAGCCUGCAGUCACCACGAUUAAGAGAACCUUCUCAGACAAUGUUCUCUCACUCCCUCCGGAAGUGAAGACCAAGAUGAAGGACUCUGUCCAGUCUACGAACAAAGUCCUCUUUCGCCGGGCUUCAAAAAAGGCAAAGAAACGGAUAACAAGUGGCAUUUUUUCCUUCGCGUCGGACCAGGAACAGGGACAACGAGAUGAUGAAGUACGAGGAGGCCGGAAGACCGAAAGGGAUCCUAUCAAGGCGGAGCAAAGUCGCAGUCUCAGCCGAUCUGUAACUGGCACAAUCCGCACACUGGCACGAAAAUCCUGGGCUGGAUCAAGGCCUUCAUCACCCGCUCCGAAGGAUGGUUCCGCGCCCAGGAAGAAGCGCAGCUGGUCUCCUAGCAAAAUCAAAGAUGCUGCGACCUCAAAACCAGCUUCUAGCAGGUCUCCUUCAAAGUCUCCUGAAUCCGAUGCUGCAAACCCGGUUGCUGCUAAGCCUCGACGACCUCCGCUGAGCGUAAUAGCCGCCAAAAACAAAAGCGAAAUCAGCCUCAGGCGCCUAUCGCGAAAUUCCUCUUCCACUUCGCUCGCCUCCAAUGACAGAAGCAGAUCCAAGAUCUCACUUGCCAACCUUCCGCCCUUGCCCAGGAAUCUCUCCUCUGAUCGCCUUGCGUCUUUCCAGCAGGACGUGACCAAGAGAAAAGAUCCAUUAGCAACCGUUUUCAGAAAUAUCGACAGCGAGUUCAUUACGUUUCAUGCCAAGCCGAGUGUGCAGAAGUCAAAGGUCCUUCGAACAGUCUUGCUCCCCUUCCUCCAUAAAUAUGCUCGUCACCCCUCUAUCAUAUCUCUCCGAGCCGAAGACCUCGACAGGCGGACUGUAAUCCUCAACAAAUGGUGGACUGCCCUUCUGGAAAUGCUACAUGGAACUAGCAACCACCUGAUCUCACUAUCCGAUCGGCCUGCUUUUCUCGAGUCUGUAAGCAUGAUCGUGUCAAGGCCAGAAUGGACGGUUCCAGGCUUCAACGCGGUGCCAGGCGAUGCUUCCCAACCUCCCUCCAUCCCCAAAUCGAAGUCCACAAACUCCCUUGAAUCAGAAGACUCUGAUUUCCUGAGCGAUACUAUCAAGCAGAAUGUCAGAAACAUGUUUAUUCAAAAUCUGCUUUCUCAGCUGAGAUUUGUCAUUGAAAAGUUGUCCUGGCGUGCUGCUCCCUCAAGCUUGGUCACUUUCGCCGGCAAAACUUGUGCUUACGCUUUUUUCUAUUGUCCAGGUGUGGCGGACAUGCUCACACGACAGUGGAAUUUGAGCGCCGGUAUCUUGGGAAGGAUAUUCACCCAGUAUGAUAUCCAUUUUGGAGAUAAAUUAGCCCUCAUAUCGAACGGAUUCGCCGCCAACUUUCCGCCACCGAUUCGAUCUUUGUCCGUGGUUUCGCAAGGCACCUUUGCACGCUACCUGCAGCCUCGACGCCAGCGCCCACAAGGCUUGGAGCAACUGGACUGGUGGCACCCAACUUGGGUAAAUCGUUGGUGUGGACGCGAUACUGAUCUGUUCUUCUCGUUCACGAAACACUUCCACAUUCUUGUCUCGGAGUUUCUGUCCGAGGAACUAUCACCGAAAGAACGUGCCGGGAUACCAGGCCUGAUUCCAGUCUGUGCGCAGAUGCUGGUCGUUCUUGAGGCAACUCUUUACCGUCAAGCCAACCAACCGCGAUAUGAUGACGACGGCGGGGAAGGCUCAAGAUUCGAUAGAGAUCAUCCAGAUUCUCUGGCUCCCCUACCGGUCAUUGCUAACGCCGAUCGUUCGAUCGCCGAAAACCGUCUAGUCAUCUUAUUGAGGGACGUGUUAGGAGACCUCGACCCUGAAACUGCUAUGUUCCGAAACUUAUUUACAGGCUCAUUUGAAGCGGUUCUCAAAACUGCCACUCGAAAAAUACCCGUGUACAGUACCGACCCGUGCUUCGUAAUUUGCGAUUUCAUGGAGGAAGUCCUCCCCAUCACGUUUCGAUAUCAUCAAACUUAUGGCGACACCCCGAUAUUGGACUGGCCCUUUUGGCUCAGAGUCUUUAAGCAAAUGAUGCGGAGUCAGUCUAUGCUCACUAAAGUUCGAUUGAUGGCAUUUUUGUACAAUAAAUGGACUAUUUUAAUUUCUAAUGAGAUGUGGAAGAGAGAGCUUGUUUUGGAAUGGUUGCUGGACCAGGAAGUCUUCCAAGAGAACUUCUGCAACUGGUCACCCAUGGUUCGACAUUACUUCUACCGCUUACUUUGUUGGAGAGUUGCUCGUGUGGACGGAGCCGUCACGACUCUGGAUAUCAUCAUUUUCCAAACAUUCAAGGCUCGGCUCGACAAAUGCUGGGCUCACUAUCAGUAUCUGCUCAUGGAAGCAGAUUCACGAGGUCUUCCCCAGCCAUCCUCCGAACCUUGUACUCCGGCGCCUGCCCGUCUCCUUUUAAUCGUUCGCCUCGACAAUCAGCCUCUUUUAGUGCCACAUAGGACGACAUACGAAAGACAACAAGCGAACCUUGGCCUCCUUAAUCAGCCUUCACCCUAUCAAAAUCACUCGUCAGCUCUCAACACCAUUCCGACUGCGGAUGUUCCUCCCCAGAUUAACAAGAAGCGGUGGAGCUUGUUCAGAGGCAUCAGUAUGUUCUCGCAGCCUGGGAAUGACCGCCCCGGUGAGGUCACGCCUCCAGGCAGUCCCGAUGAGACAAGUACAAACUCCAAUGGCACGAGUACGGGAUCAAGUAACGACAUUGUUUGCCCAACACCAGUCUCUCGGCCGAUCACGCCUCCGCAUCAAGCUUGCUCAUUCCGCUUCGAACUCCAACACCACCGUGCGCUGCCUCAACUCCAAAUCCAAAAUUGGACUUUGACACCACCCCGAUUGCCACAGACGGCACAGAACAUCCUGAGAGUCCGAGAAAGUAGUGAAAGCAACGCAAACUCCGACAGCAGUAGCGAGGAUCAGAAGUUUAGACCCAAAGCAAAGACUGUCGAGCCGCAGAAGCCCACAGCCUCUGAGCUAGGCAAUGCACGAUACAGUGGAAGAGCGUUGGCAGAGUGGUCACAGGUAGUGAGCGAGUGCCGCAACUUUUACAUCCGACGCAGACAAGAUGGAGUUCCGAGGGAUGGUCUUGUCGAGAUACCGACAUUGGGAGUCGAGAAUUUCCGGAGUCCAGGUUAG
This is a messenger RNA of Exophiala spinifera, 3327 nucleotides long. RefSeq lists its product as uncharacterized. Bases 1 to 3327 code for a protein of 1108 amino acids. Lineage: Eukaryota; Fungi; Ascomycota; Eurotiomycetes; Chaetothyriales; Herpotrichiellaceae. The transcript has 2 exons. The record is from RefSeq and is a predicted model, not a curated record.